AUGAUAUCACAGCUCCUUCCCGUCUACGGGAUGGAAGCAGCCAUGUGCUUAAACAAAAUUACCCCUUUUGGCAAGCUCACGGGUGACAAACAAUCCAGAAGCUCGUCACAAUGUUUCGAGGAAGUCCACAUCAAUUUGUUUGUCCUUGAUAGACUAUGUGCCGACUUGCUGGAUGGAGCGAGUUAUACUUGGGAACACGCGUCUAGCGGUGAGCUCCCCCAAACGGCUCAGGUGCACCGUUGGGACGCUCUGCACAACUCGACUCUUCCGAAGGAGACCACCCCACCAGGAACCGCUAGAAGACUAAGGGCGCUUCUCUACAUCAUAGCGCUUGUAGAGACAUCGACGUGCCUCCCAAACCGCAUACUCGGGACCUCCAAUUACACUGUCUACAAAGAAUUCUCAGGCCUCAUUCCUGUGUUGGACUCAAUGGCAGGCGUGCAGUCGAGAGUCGAGCUCAUACCCUGGGAUUUCACUUCCGAGGAGCACCAGCAGCGCAUGUAUCUGCAACGACUAGCUUGUGGAUGGAGGAGCGACGAGAUCCAGAAGUGGGUUGAUCUUGGAAGGGCUGGUAAUAAAACUCUUUACUGGAUUGUGCUGGUCGGGGAUCUGCCAGACCGAGAGAAGCUCAGCUCUCAACACAUUGCUGAAUAUCCACAGCCGCGCACGCCCAGCAACCGCGUUUUCGUCCCUGUCGGACACGUUGCUCUUGACCUACGCCCCGAAGAAAACGACCACCUCAACCUGACCGAAGACGGCAUCGUGUGGGUUGCGGGGCUUUACGUCUCCUGGACUCUACAGCGAUACGGUGUCGGACGGGAGGUGAUGCGUCUUGUCGAGCAUCUCGCCUCUCUGGAGCCGCUAAAUGCGAAGUGGAUUGUCCUAGACACUAUGCCUCGAGACCAGCAGAUGAAGCCAGAAUUCAUCCAAAAGGUGUAUUUGGCACAGGGAAAGCCGGCUCCAGCUAUUCCGAUACAGGACUGGUAUGAGAGACAAGGAUACGAGGCCUUUGCGAAGGACGUUGCUGCAUAUAAAUGGGCGAAUCCGGUCACAGGGGAUACCGAGGAUUUCGAUUAUCUGUUCUUGAGAAAGAAGUUGAGGUAA
Molecule: messenger RNA, 1104 nt
Organism: Diaporthe amygdali
Lineage: Eukaryota; Fungi; Ascomycota; Sordariomycetes; Diaporthales; Diaporthaceae
Exons: 8
Coding region: 1-1104 (367 amino acids)
Source: RefSeq, a predicted model, not a curated record